AUGAGGUCCCUCGCACUCUUCUCCCUAGUGGCAGCCUCAUAUGCUCUAGCUGCUAAGCUCGAAGAACGGGCUGCUAAUUGGACGGUGGGGCAAACAGUCCAGACGAGCAGCGGACCUGUCAACGGACAUUCUGCAACGAACGAUUCGGACGUCUCUGAGUACUUGGGGAUUCCGUUCGGGCAGGCGCCAAUUGGAGAUCUCAGGUUCGCGGCGCCGCUUGCGUUCAAUGGCACUGCGCCGCUCAAUGGCAGUUCUUUUGGCUUUUCAUGUCCUGUCCACCAAGGCUCAAGCUCCCUCCCUACCGCUGAAGAAUUAGCAGCCGCGAACAUUACAGCUGCCGGAAUAACGGUGUUGGGGGUAUUGAGCAAUAGAGGCGCCAAUUACAGCGAGGAUUGCCUAUAUCUAAAUAUCUGGACGAAACCACAAACCGGAGAUGCGAAGAAGGCGGUGCUAGUCUGGAUCUAUGGAGGUGGAUUCAGCAGUGGAAGUUCUUCGAUUCCGGCAUACAAUGGGGCCAAUAUUGCAGAUCAAGAGGAUGUUGUUGUUGUCUCCUUCAACUACCGGUUGAGUAUCCUCGGCUUUCCAGGAAACCCCAAUGGACCGCUAAAUCUAGGCCUGCUGGAUCAGCGACUGGCUGUAGAAUGGGUACGAGACAACAUUGAGAACUUUGGGGGCGAUUCAUCCAGAAUCACUCUCUUUGGACAGUCUGCCGGUGGAGCUUCAGUGGAUGCAUAUUCCUAUGCGUGGGCUUCAGAUCCGAUUGCUGCAGGAUUCAUCCCCGAAUCCGGUAACAUGUUUGGUUGGGGUCUUCCGAACUCCAAAGCCGUUGCUGCUGAAGCAUGGCUCAAUGUAACCGAGACAUUUGAAUGCGGAAACGCCUCUUCGGAUCCCGCAACUGUCCUCUCUUGCAUGCGAAAUCAGACCUACACCUCGAUCCUCAAUGCCAUCCCCGCCCUCAGCGGGACAGCCUCCAUCCUCGGCGGCUUUGGGCCCACCGUUGAUGACACCGUCAUCUUUUCCAACUACUCGCAGCGCACACCCGCCAAAGUCCCCAUGCUCAUCGGAAACAACAACUACGAAGGCGGCCUCUUCCGCACCGAGUUCGCCCUCUCCGGUCUCUUCUUCCCCGACACCUUCUGGGACGACUUCAACCUCCAAGAAUUUACAUGCCCAACUGGAAUCCGUGCCAAUGCCUCCAUCGCUGCUGGCAACCCGACCUGGCGGUACCGCUACUUUGGUGUGUUCCCCAACCUCGCCGUCUCCUCUGAAGCAGGUACAUGGCACGCGGCUGAAAUCCCUAUCAUCUUCGACACCGCGCCUGGCUCUUCCACCUCCGAAGAAGUCUCAAUAGCAAACUAUAUGCGUGGAGCCUGGGCUGCGUUCGCCAAGAAUCCUCAAAAAGGAUUGACGACUUAUGGCUGGCCAGAAUAUGAUACGAGGAGGGAUACGCUGAUCAGACUUGCCUUUGGUAAUAUCACCGGCCCGAACCUUAUUAAUCCGUAUCGGUAUGAUGCGGAUUGUAUCUUUGUCAAUGUGUCGAGCACGAAUGCCAGUAAUUACCCCGCGUUGCCGGAUUUGGGGGCGAGUGUUACGCCCACUCCAACUGCAAGCUCGAGUUCGAGUUCUGCGACGGGGACUGCGACGGGGAGUGGAAGUACGCCGACGACGAGUAAAAGUGCAGGGAGGAAGCUGAAGGUUGGUGGGUGGGUUGGGUUGGGUGCUGUAGUAGUUGCGUAUUUGCUUUAA
This is a messenger RNA of Hyaloscypha bicolor E, 1746 nucleotides long. RefSeq names its product alpha/beta-hydrolase. The coding region runs from base 1 to 1746 and encodes 581 amino acids. The record is from RefSeq and is a predicted model, not a curated record. Lineage: Eukaryota; Fungi; Ascomycota; Leotiomycetes; Helotiales; Hyaloscyphaceae. The transcript is spliced from 3 exons.